UUAUUAUAGUUUGCAAUGUAAUGACGAGAAUGAAACUUAUCGAUUUUAAUAUUUGGGCGUGUCUAUCUAAUUGUGUAUAGCCCAAUGUACCUAAGGAAAAGCUGUAAUUCCGAUUAUGUCCUUGGAUUCGGAGGUAUCGGUUUCCAGCAGCUCCGGCAGAGAUUGGUUCUUCCCGUCGCCAUCGUUCUUCCGUUCCUCUCCUUCGCAAUAUGGGCGUCGAUUCCAUACAAACUCGAAUACUCACUCUGCUCCGAGCUCCACCUACCCAUCAGGCAUUCGGCAUCGCCGCAGAGUUAAAUUCUCUCGGACUCCCACCACCUCGUCAAACGAGAAACCUCAAAUUUCAAUUGUUUCAGAUAAACCAUCUGCAAUUUCAAAGAAUAAUCUUAACUGGCUCUCGCAAUUUGGUCUCCAGUUUGCCCUUGUGACGUUGACUAUUGUUUUUUUGUUGCUACUGCUGCUCCGAAAUACACAUCUAGAAAGCCAAGUAAAUAAGUUGCAGGGCGAGAUUCUCAGAUUACAUGCGUGCCAUCAGUUAGAUACCCUAAACGUUUCUAGCUCCACAGCUCACAAGAGUCAGGACACUCAUCCUUGUUCAUGUGAAAAUUUCAAAAGAAACCUAGCUCUUUUUUUAUCUUUCAUGCUUCUACUUAUCCCUCUUAUCAUUUUCAAGUACAUAGACUAUGUAUCAAGAUCAAGGCUUUCUGAAAAUAUAUCAGAACAAGUUUCUCUAAAUAAGCAAAUUGCAUAUCGGGUCGAUGUCUUUUUAUCAGUUUAUCCUUAUGCAAAACCCCUUGUGUUGUUAGUUGCAACACUCUUGUUAAUUUUUCUGGGAGGAUUGACCCUUUUUGGUGUAACUACCGAAGAUUUAGGGCAUUGCCUCUGGCUAUCUUGGACCUAUGUAGCUGAUUCUGGUAAUCAUGCCAGCUCCGAAGGUAUUGGUCCAAGGUUAGUUGCAGUUUCAAUUAGCUUUGGUGGGAUGCUUAUAUUUGCAAUGAUGCUUGGACUUGUGUCUGAUGCAAUUUCUGAGAAGUUUGAUUCACUGAGGAAAGGAAAAAGUGAGGUGGUUGAGCAAAAUCAUACUUUGAUUCUUGGUUGGAGUGAUAAAUUGGGUUCAUUACUAAAUCAACUUGCCAUAGCCAAUGAGAGUCUGGGUGGAGGAACUAUUGCAGUGAUGGCUGAGCGAGACAAGGAAGAUAUGGAGCUUGACAUUGGAAAAAUGGAGUUUGAUUUCAAAGGAACAUCUGUCAUAUGCAGAAGUGGAAGCCCCCUGAUUCUGGCUGAUCUGAAAAAGGUUUCUGUUUCAAAGGCACGUACAAUAAUCGUCCUUGCUGAAGAUGGAAAUGCUGAUCAGAGUGAUGCCCGUGCUUUGAGAACAGUCUUAAGUCUGACUGGAGUCAAAGAAGGAUUACGAGGACACAUAGUGGUUGAAAUGAGUGAUCUAGACAAUGAGGUCCUUGUUAAACUUGUGGGUGGGGAUCUUGUUGAAACUGUUGUAGCUCAUGAUGUCAUUGGUCGAUUGAUGAUUCAAUGUGCUCGGCAGCCUGGACUUGCACAGAUUUGGGAAGAUAUACUUGGAUUUGAAAAUUGUGAAUUCUACAUCAAAAGAUGGCCUCAGCUGGAUGGCAUGCUAUUUGAGGAUGUAUUAAUCAGUUUUCCUGCUGCAAUUCCUUGUGGAAUCAAAGUUGCAUCUUAUGGUGGUAAAAUUAUAUUGAAUCCAGAUGACUCCUAUGUUCUGCAAGAAGGUGAUGAAGUUCUGGUUAUUGCAGAGGAUGAUGAUACCUAUGCUCCAGCGCCCUUACCUAUGGUUCGGAGGGGAAGCUUACCGAAGGACUUUGUUUAUCCUAAGUCUCCGGAGAGAAUACUUUUUUGCGGCUGGAGGCGUGAUAUGGAGGACAUGAUCACGGUUUUGGAUGCAUCUCUAGCACCUGAUUCGGAACUCUGGAUGUUCAAUGAUGUUCCAGAAAAAGAGAGGGAAAAGAAGCUAAUUGAUGGUGGCCUUGACAUAAGUCGGUUGGAAAAUAUAUCUCUGGUUAAUCGUGAGGGAAAUGCUGUUAUACGUCGUCACUUAGAGAGCCUUCCACUGGAAUCAUUUGAUUCAAUAUUGAUUUUGGCUGAUGAAUCAGUAGAGGAUUCAGCAAUUCAAGCUGACUCUAGAUCUCUUGCUACACUGCUUUUAAUUCGUGAUAUACAAGCUAGGCGUCUCCCUUAUGUAGCUAUGGCCAGUCAAACUCAGGGAGGAAACUUCUCGAAAGGCUCAUGGAUUGGGGAAAUGAAGCAGGCUUCAGACAAAACAGUUAUAAUUAGUGAAAUUUUGGACCCUAGGACAAAAAAUCUUUUAUCUAUGUCAAAGAUUAGUGAUUAUGUUUUAUCCAAUGAACUUGUCAGCAUGGCUUUGGCUAUGGUUGCAGAAGAUCGGCAGAUAAAUGAUGUAUUGGAGGAGCUCUUUGCGGAGGAGGGAAAUGAGAUGCAUAUAAGGCAAGCAGAUAUAUACCUCCGUGAAGGUGAGGAGAUGAGUUUCUAUGAAAUAAUGUUGCGUGCUCGGCAGAGAAGAGAGAUUUUGAUAGGCUACCGUUUAGCGAAUGCCGAGAGGGCAGUCAUUAACCCCCCAGCAAAAACUGGCAGACGGAAGUGGUCACUGAAGGAUGUUUUUGUGGUGAUUACUGAAAAGGAAUGAGGCAUUUGUGGACCAGGAAAAUGGAUAUCCAUGCCACCAUGCUGGUGAUCUUGGAAUUGUGAAGUCUAAUCUGGCUUCAAUUUUUUGUUCUCCAAAAUGAGAGGAAUUACCACGAGCGGUAUGUAAAAAAAUGAUCAAGUGUCACCUACGAGUUUAUAUGUUAGCCAUUGUGUUCUGUGCAUCGAGUUUUCACGUGACCAGCCCAACUGAAUAUCUAUUACUCGUAAAUGGAAAAUUGCAUCUCGAAUUAAUAUCA
Messenger RNA from Lotus japonicus, 2933 nucleotides. Its product is annotated as ion channel CASTOR. The transcript is spliced from 12 exons. Gene Ontology annotation, biological process: monoatomic ion transport. The coding region runs from base 116 to 2677 and encodes 853 amino acids. The record is from RefSeq and is a predicted model, not a curated record. Lineage: Eukaryota; Viridiplantae; Streptophyta; Magnoliopsida; Fabales; Fabaceae.